GGCGUGACACUUGAAAAAUUUUCGCUGCUCGCCAUCUUGUUGAAAAGGCAAAUAAGAAAAUUAGUGUAAUUUUAAGCAUAAAUGUUAAAAUUAGUGGAGAGCUGAAGGAAAUUACUGCCUAGACUACUUGUAGGGAAUCGAGGAUUAAGACACCGGUAAAAAAUGAAUGAAUUGGACGCACUUAGACAGGAAGCUGAAACACUAAAAAAUGCAAUCCGCGAUGCUCGUAAGGCAGCGUGCGACACUAGUUUGGUGCAAGCCACCAAUAAUUUGGAACCAAUUGGUCGAAUACAAAUGAGAACCCGCAGAACAUUGCGUGGGCAUUUAGCGAAAAUCUAUGCAAUGCAUUGGGGUAGUGACUCAAGAAAUUUAGUAUCGGCUUCCCAAGAUGGUAAAUUGAUUGUAUGGGACUCACAUACAACAAACAAGGUACACGCUAUUCCGCUGCGCUCCUCAUGGGUGAUGACAUGUGCAUAUGCACCAUCUGGUAGUUUCGUUGCUUGCGGAGGUCUCGAUAAUAUCUGCUCGAUAUACAGUCUGAAAACACGAGAGGGUAACGUACGUGUAUCACGUGAGCUGCCCGGCCAUACAGGAUAUUUGUCUUGUUGUCGUUUUCUCGAUGAUAAUCAGAUAGUAACAAGUUCAGGUGAUAUGUCAUGCGGCUUAUGGGACAUUGAAACUGGACAACAGUGUACUUCGUUUUUGGGACACACUGGUGACGUUAUGGCAUUAUCCCUGUCACCGCAUUGUAGAGCGUUCGUUUCGGGUGCAUGCGAUGCAUCUGCCAAAUUAUGGGAUAUUAGAGAGGGACAAUGUAAACAAACAUUUCCAGGUCACGAAAGUGACAUUAACGCGGUCACAUUCUUUCCAAAUGGAUAUGCAUUUGCUACUGGAUCAGAUGAUGCCACAUGUCGCUUGUUUGAUAUUCGUGCUGACCAGGAAUUGGCAAUGUAUUCACAUGAUAAUAUUAUUUGCGGUAUCACAUCGGUGGCAUUUUCAAAAUCUGGGCGCCUACUGCUCGCCGGUUAUGAUGAUUUUAAUUGUAAUGUAUGGGACACAAUGAAAGCCGAACGUGCCGGUAUUCUGGCUGGGCACGACAACCGUGUUUCUUGCUUAGGUGUUACAGAAAAUGGCAUGGCUGUAGCAACAGGCUCAUGGGAUUCAUUUUUACGUGUAUGGAACUAAAUUGCUUUACACCAAACACACACAAAUAAAUAAAAAACACACAAAUUUAAAACAAAAACUAGUAAUGAAAAAUUUCACACAUCCAAUAUAUUUAAUAAAAAUAAAAAAAAAAUAACGAGAAGAAAAGAUCAAGAGCACAACAGAAAAAAAUGAAGCAUCAACAACACACGUAUACACACAAAAAAACACACACACAAAACACCUGCUAUUAAGAAUAAAUUAAUUGUCAAACAACUUUUUGUAAUAAAAAAAGGAGAAAACAAAAAAUAAUUAAAUUAAAUUAAUUAAUAAUAAUUUCCUGAUAGGCAAAAAUUUUUCGGAUAAAUUAAUGAUUGUUAUUAAAAAACACAUGAAAAUUACGAAUAGAAAACAAAUUAGUAUAAAAAUCGUGCAUAUGUGGUGUAAAAGUAGUAGAUGAUGCGACAUCCUUAUUUUAAUAUAUUUUAAACUUUUUCCUAUACAAUUACAUUUAUAAGC
Messenger RNA from Culicoides brevitarsis, 1662 nucleotides. It is a transcript of the gene Gbeta13F, whose product is annotated as guanine nucleotide-binding protein subunit beta-1. NCBI's taxonomy places the organism in Eukaryota, Metazoa, Arthropoda, Insecta, Diptera, Ceratopogonidae. Gene Ontology annotation, cellular component: cytoplasm; heterotrimeric G-protein complex. The transcript is spliced from 7 exons. Bases 163 to 1185 code for a protein of 340 amino acids. Gene Ontology annotation, biological process: G protein-coupled receptor signaling pathway. Gene Ontology annotation, molecular function: protein binding; signaling receptor complex adaptor activity. The record is from RefSeq and is a predicted model, not a curated record.